Molecule: messenger RNA, 1308 nt
Organism: Apiotrichum porosum
Lineage: Eukaryota; Fungi; Basidiomycota; Tremellomycetes; Trichosporonales; Trichosporonaceae
Exons: 2
Coding region: 1-1308 (435 amino acids)
Biological process (GO): cell wall modification
Molecular function (GO): pectinesterase activity
Source: RefSeq, a predicted model, not a curated record
AUGCUUUCUUCCGCUCUCAUUGCUCUCCUCCCAGUCCUCGCUGGAGUUGUCCAAGGCGUGGCCGUCGAGCGCAACGGCCGUUGGGACAGUGAUAGCUGGGGCGUCCAAUCUCAAGGCCAUGGCCAUGGGUUCUCCAACAGGUGGCAGAACCCUGCACUCGUCACCUGCCAGGCCCUCACGGCCAACAUUCUCGAUGGCUGCCCUGAGGGUACUCUGCUCGUCGACGGCUCGGGCAACUGGACGACGUCCACCAACUCUACAAAGACUCACGGUUCAAAGGCCAGCACCGCGACGUUCACCACCAUCCAGGCAGCCAUUGACUCGAUCCCUUACGCCUCGUCCAAGACGUACACCAUUCUGAUCACUCCUGGCGAGUACAACGAGCAGGUCAACAUUACUCAGAAUGCGGCCAUUACCAUGCUUGGUGUGACCAGCAACGUCACGGACCCCACUGCCAACACUGUUACCGUCUACCGCGAGCUUGCCAACUACAAUGUCAGGUACACGGACAAUGUCUGGACCGCCAACCUCAUCGUGGCACCGACAUACAACUCCUCUGCCACUGGCGCUGGUCCUUCCGGUACACCAGUUGCAGCCGAUACUCCCUGGGGAAACAAGGACCUGCGCGUGUACAACGUCGACUUUGUCAACAACUACUCGCAAUACUCGUCUGGACCUUCGCUUGCGCUCUCAACUGCGUACUCGUAUUCGUCCUUCUACCGCUGUGGUUUCUACUCGGAGCAAGACACCAUCUUCAUUGGCAAGCGCGGCUCGGCCUACAUGCACGAGUGCAUCAUUGCCGGCCAGACCGACUUCCUGUACGGCUUUGGCACCCUCUGGGUCCAGGACAGUGAGAUCCAGAUGCGCGCAUGUGGUGGUGGCAUCAUUGCGUGGAAGGGCAGCAACUUGACCGACAGUUUCGAGCCUGGCACCUACGACAGCAACCACUUUGGCUGUUACAUUGACAAUGCCAACUUUGUGGCUGCCAACCAGACCGUCUACGACGACUGGCAGGGCAAGUGCUACCUCGGCCGUAACUGGAACGAGGGCCACCGCUCUGUCAUCUCCAACAGCUACAUGGACCACACCGUUGCCGGCCAGGGUUACGAGAAGUGGACCGCCAGCAUCCCGCUCCCCACCCCGGUCUUCUUUGGCGAGUACAACUCGACUGGUGACGGCUUCAACCUCACUGCGCGCGUUGCUGCCAACAUCACGCACGAGAUGACCGCCGCCGAGGUGGCAAAGUACAGCUUUGCCAACGUGUUUGGCAGCAAGAAACCUUCCUGGAUCGACUCGCACUGCCUCUAG